AUGGAGACUGAGCCGCGGAAGCACGUGGUCCAUCCCUCGUCCUUCUUCCCCGUGGAUGAAACUCGGCUCCCUCGAUUGAACAUCUCCCCCGCCCAGCACGAAGAGCUCCGUGACUAUGCCUUCCAAGCAGCUCAAGACACGAUUCGGGAUGGACCAACGUGGGGACGCUCGAACAUUGAGAGCGCCGUCGCAAGUGGCUGGAAAGUGCUCACAGCGCGGCCGACGGCGUGUUUUAUGACGAAAAAACAGAGCAAGAAGAAGCAGAGGAAGAGGACCAAGAAGACUGCUGCUCGAGGGGAAGUGGAGCGUCAACGUCAGCAGGAGCAGCAGAGAGACGAUAAACGGGCAGUGCCACCCACUCCCCGUGUCACGAGUCUCGGGAGCUUCCGUGGUAUGGACAUUGUCCGGAAUGUCUUACCCUCUCAACCGUCGGCGGUGUCCGUGCCAUUGGAAGCUGCGAGUGGACAGCACUUUAUGGCACACGCCGUCCUUCCGAACUCGUUAGAGGACGUCAUGAAUGCCCUGUACUGCGAAGAGACGAGCGAAAUGCGGGCGUUGAAGCAGAAGGCGUACGGGGAAGCUGCGCUGGAUUGCUGUGUCUUGCAGACUUUAGAAAGCGCGACGCUCGAGGAUCCGUUCUGGUACUUGGGUCUCAAAUGGCUGGCACUGCGAUCGCCGAUUCAAGCGUUGAUGGCAAGCCGUGAGUUCGUCUACCUUGAACAUUUAGGAACUCAUGUCGAAGCGGAAACUGGACGUCGGAUGCUGUAUCGAGUGAUCCAGUCGGUCCACAUUCGAGGAUAUGGAGGUCAGGACUCGUACUUUGGCCUCACGCGAGGAAACGUCGAAGCUGCUUUCGUGUACUGGAUGGACGACGAAGACGAAGUGAGGAACCCGUUGCUGCAUGUGUGUGCAAAGGGUCGGAUCCACGUAAAGGGGAGUAUGCCGGAUACUCUUGUGUACAGGUAUCUCAAGUCGUUUUGGCGCUCGGAACGCUCGCUUUUCCCUGCUAACAGGAUGGCUGAGUCAUCGCUUGGCAUGAGCGUCAUCAAUGACAGCGCCGAGCAAACUCCUGUGAAGAUGUCGAAAAAGAAAAAGUCAAGACGACGCAGAGUUCCGAGCGGGCAACCACUCGAGAUGGCACAUGAGUGGGUGGCGGACGAGCUCCGUUCAAGCUGUUCCGUGUGCAACAAGAAAUUCCGUCUCGUAAAGCGCUUCAAGCACCAUUGCCGCGCCUGCGGUGAAGUCAUGUGCCAUGAGUGCACAUUCCAGCACCGAGUCAAUGUUCGCGCAGUUCAAAGCUUUCGCAGUUUGAAAGGCACUGUCGUUCCAGGAGCAGCGUCCGCGGACCGGACCGCGGACGCGGCAGCUGUAAAGCACAAAGAAUUGUCGACUGACUUUGAAGAGACCAUGAGCUGCAGUUUUGACAACCAGGUGGUGGGGAACGACUCGAAAGGCGGAUCGUUUGAUGCUAGUUUGAGUCUUGUGAAUGCCAGGAAAGCCGUGAACGGUUCAGUGGAGACGGCUGUACUUGGUGGUGAUUCGGUAGUCUGCGUGGUCAUGGCUAAGGUGUGUCUUUGGUGCCUACAGAGCGCUCCGCUCGCCAACAAGACCAAAAGUAAAGCUACCUUGCGACGAAGACAUAGCGAGAUGGCGAUCAAGAAAGGUGUCCCUGCAUUGAAUACUGACGGCGGACUCGGAGUAGAUGGGGGACUCCCUUUGCGUCCACAAUCCUGGACGCCCGACUACAUGAGAAUAGAGGAGUUCGACGAACGAAAUGGCGCCCAGUGCCAAACGUCUGGACGUGAGCUGGACGUUCCGAUGCUGGUGUUGGAUGAUACAGACGCAGAGAGCGAUGAUGGGUUUGCGGAGACAAAGAAACGCACAGGUUUUUGUGUGUUUGACGAAAGACCUCAGCCAUCCGUCCUCGUUGAUGCUGGCACGUACGCCCAGGAGUGGUAUGGUGAAGAUUGUGGUGGAGUGGAUCAACACACGAACGAUGGGUGUGCAGUUAAUCUCCCGUCUCGCAUACUUUCGACUUCCUCCUCGAGCUCGUCUUCAAAGAUGUGUGAGUUCAUGGAAGAAGAUGACUACGGCGGUAACAGUUCCGGGCGCUAUUCAAGCCAAUGCAGCAUUGACACCUUCGACGAUAACAACUCGAUCCAGUUUUACCCGACACAGACUGAUCAAGUACAAGACGAUGAAGAGUUGAAGCCAGCAGCAACGCUUGGUCGAAGAUCUGACUCGAACAUUUCGUUUGAGCAUGCCGAAAGCGAACUUUUUGCUGCGAAAGCUGCUGCAGCCCAAGCCACCGUCAGCGCGACUGAGAAAGGGUUACGUGCAAAGCAUGACCCACAGGAAGGGACCAUGUACCGGAACCGACGAACGCCACCAUCAACUGCAUCGAGCACUUCGAUUCGUAGUAUGGAGAAUGUAGACAAGUGCAACGACUUCGACGGUCCGAUACAAGACCUAUACGAGGCAGUUGCAGUGGUGAAGAGCUCGAUUGCAGGUCAAGCUCGUAUCCUCGACACCAUCAAGCAAGAACGCAAAAAUGAAGCCCCUGCAAUGGCGACCAUACCGCUGUGCAGCUGGAGCUUUGUCUAA
Peronospora matthiolae is the source of this 2604-nucleotide messenger RNA. The record is from the annotation of a GenBank genome assembly. NCBI's taxonomy places the organism in Eukaryota, Oomycota, Peronosporomycetes, Peronosporales, Peronosporaceae.